UAAAGACAAAAAAUUCUAUUCAGUGAACAAUCGAUAACUGAAGUAAGUCAUAUUAAUAUACAAUGUAACCAUGUGAAAAACAGUUGGACAUUUCUUGAGCUGUCUACUGCACUCCGUGCUUGUUCUGAGAUAUGGAGGUCUCUGUGAUGUAGUCAAACAGGUGGAUAAAAAGAAAUGACGAGAGUGAGAAGCCCUAUUGAUUGCUGCUUAUUUGUUCUACCUUACAUCAGCCUAAAGUACAUUUCCUACAAUUAAGUUUGUUCUUGUUUAGUUUUUUAAACUUUUCAAAUAACUUAUUUAACAGCAUAAUAACAUUGUGAAGAUCUUGACAUUAGUAUUAUCGUGUCCGUAUGAACAUAUUUGCUUGAUCACAUUUUACAUCCCUCUUUCUAGCUUGAGUGUUAGUUGCUAGAUUCGCUGGAAGAAUCACUCGCUUUACCACACAUAUAAUUGUGCUUGAAUGUUAUUGAUUCAUUCGAUUCUUCAUUCAACUCUUAAUUAGUCUUUGCAUUCGCUCGCUAGCCCUCACCAGCAUUUCUGCUCGAAUCCACUUGGUGUGCUUGUGACUUAAUUAUCUGUGCUAUUCAAUGGUAAGAUGUAUUCGGAGCUUCGUUUCGCAUUCCGAACUUUACAAUCCCAGCAUAUGUCAUUUUGAAUUUAUUGCUUCUUUAACCUCUUUCCAAUCGUUUUUCAUAAUUGUUUAUGAUAUGGUCUGAAAAUUAUGACAUCUGUGAAGAAAACGAAACAAAAAGUGAAUGUAAGUUAUUGUGGAUAAAAAGAGUUUUCAUAAUUGAAAUCAUAAGUUAAUUGAAGCUAGAUCACCAUGGAAAACUUGGAAGCACUGGACGACCGUUUCGUCCUAUUAUGGGACUCUUCAGCAGUGCACUUCCACGAUCCCGCCUUGCGAGAUUCGAACCUAGAACCUAACAGUCUCGCGCCAGAGCACUUAUACGAUAGAACACUGAGCUAGUCGGCAUCCAAUGGUGUUAAUGUCUAACUUCAACCAAUCCAUGAAGACUUUCAACAAUCGGUUUUGUGAUGAUGGGAAAAAAUUGUAGUUCAAGUGGAUGAUUUUGGUGUUGUUGAGUUCUUUGAAGCUGUCGUUCUGGACGUUGCCAUCAGAGCCUAUUUCAUUUUGAAGUGAGCUGUUCAGUUAUUGCAUAAACACUAAAUUAUAUCAUUGAAAUGACUUUUUCCUUUGUGUUUUGCACCGAUUUUCUUGGUAUUCCUUUUGAUCUCAUGGUUGAUUAAAUCCCUAUAGUGUAGCUAAUCAGUGUAUAGAAUAAUUGAUUAGAUCUACACUGUUGACUGACUUUAACAUCAUGCCUAUAGAAGUUCUCUAUCAUUUUGAAGAUUCUCUCGAUUGACAAUUUUGAAGUUUUCACAGUUGAGUUCAUCUCCACGGUUGGUCAACCAUAAAGUACCAUGACGUUUCACUGAUCGUUUUUACUCGUGUGUACGUAAGUGAAUGGGGAGUCUAAUUUGUUCAAGUAAAUUUUCUGUAGGUUGGUUUAAUCUAAUUUGUAGUUGAAGUUGUAUUUGUAUUCUUUCACUGUUGUGUCUUUUGAUCUGCAUAGAAUGGAAUAAAGUGAUUGUGAUUGUUUGUGGAGCAUAUUGAUCUGAAAAGGUUUUGAAAUCCUUAUGGUGAUUUCUGACGUGGUUCCCACAUAUGACAGAGCGACUUUUUUCCUGGUAUAUGAGCUUCGUUUUAUUCAAAACAAAAAUGAAAGAUUCACAAUUUAGAACUGUGCUGGUAGCUCCUACGGGGGACACUGCCGGUUUCAUCCCCGGAUAAAAGAGAAGGGCUGGCAUGGGGUUAGCGACCCUGUCCAGUAAAAAACUAACUCCCUAAGAAAACGCUAACCAGAAAAAAAUUAUUCAAACCAUUUAAAGUCUGCCAUGGGAGUUGAAAGAAUAAUUAUAGCGUCUCAUAAUGAAAACAGAGUUCCUUCGGAAGUCAUGAGGCUGAUGCACCUUCCUACAAGCAGAGCAACAAUUUUUAUAGGUACAUGAAAUAUCCGGACAAUGUUUGGUUGUAGAAUGCUGGUUGGCGGCCUAUGCUCCAUUGGGAGUAACAGGCGUAAGUAAGUUAGUCACAAUUUAGACCAUCUAAAUCGGAGAACUUAACAGCACCAAAAUGUGUUUAGUAUUUCGUCUAAAGUUGAUCAUCACUUUAGAAAAGAUGCAAAAUUUGAAUGAUAUUAGUAACUGACAAUAUUUCUCAAAUGUAAAUCAAUUGGUUUGGUCAAAAACGAUUCCCUUAUCUUCAGCUAUCAUUUCAGUCAUUUCUUUAUGAAUUGAAUCCUGGUAAGUCAUUACAUCUGAUGUUGAGGUAGUUACAAUUGAGUAUUAAAUAGGUUUUUUACUGAAAAUAUAAAUAAUAACUAAAUUAUAAGGUAACCAACUUACUCAUACUGGUGACAUGACUCAGAAACACAAUGAAAGGCUUAUGGAGGGGGGAUAGGAUCUGACUCAAAACUUAGAUCGUAUGAAUGGUUAUUGUCAAAAUAUACAUCCUGUUUAUCCUCGUAUGUAAUACAUGAUGAAUAAGGAAGUUAAAUAAGUCAAAUACGGGAAUGGAUUUUGAAUACAUAUACUUUGUACAUUUAUUGAUCUGGACAGGAAAUCAUAGGGGUGAAGCGAAUAGAAGAGAGCGAAGCGAGAAUAACGCACAUCGUAGAUGGUGGGUAAGCUAACUCUAGAUAAUGAAGCAAGAAUGACGCACAUUGGAGAUGGCGGGUAAGCCAACUCGCUUAGACCAAACGUUAAUCAAUAUUUAUAGUCAGAUAAAAAUAGAUGACAGAUAUGUGAUGAGUAGGAUAAGAAGAUGUACACACAUAUACGCUCAUAUAGAAAUAGCCAGGGUCAACAAGUGAAUAAUUAACAAGGUGAAAACAUGACUCAAGAUAGAUAGGUAAAUUGGCUUGUCCCCGAAGCUAGAAUAAGGUAGGUAUAUGAGCUUAACAUAUCAACCAACACUACAGGCUAAUUCUUUUUUCUAUGAAUGUGACCUGUACAAAACACUUGAAUGUCUUUUUGAAAAAUAACAUCAGUUAUUUCAUUAACCAACAUGUAGGUUCAAUGUUAGGGAACAACUGCGUCAACGCCUUCUGGUUUUAACGAUGACCCAGCUAAAGUCAUUCCAUAAUGUAAAACAACUACAAAAUGUUUCUACUUUAAAGCAAAUUCUUAGUUCAAUUCAUUUGUGAAUUCUAAUUUCCAAUAUAGUUUACAGAUAAGAUAGAAACAAAAGAAAGGCAAUGUCCUAUCAAAGACGAUGUGAACAUUGAUCAACAAGAUGAAAUAUUAUCCUCUAAAGUUACGUAAGUUAAGUAAACAUAAAGUGAGUCAUAUAUUUCUAUCGUUGAGAUCAUGGAUCAAUUGAAGACAGACCACCAUGGAAAACCUGGAAAUACAGGACUGUCGUCUCGUCCUAUUAUCUGACUCUUCGACAGUGCAUAUUCACGAUCCCGCCUAAGGGACUCGAACCCACAACCUAUUAGUCUCGAGUAGGAGCGCUUAACCUCUAGACCAUUGAGUCGGCAUCCCAUGGUGUUAAUGUUUAACUUCCUGGGUGCUGGGUUAGAAUCUCGCGUGUUGGAUCUUGGAUGCGCAGUGCUGUGGAGUCCCACAAUAGGACGAAACGGCCGUCCAGUGCUUCAUGGUUUUCCAUGGUGUUCCAGCUUCAAUUGACUCAUGCUCUUAACUAUUAAAACUACCAUCAUAUCCACAAAAGUCCCUUUCUCAUUUCUUUAUAUUUAGAGAAAACUAACAUGAUUCAACGAUGACCAUUCGAAAAUUACACAUCUAUUUAACUGAUACAAAUUUUAUUGGUUUUGAUAUUUUUCAAAAAUCAAUAAAUAGAUGGUAUCAAUCAAAUAAUGAAUUUAAGUAUAUGGUUACGAAGUUAAUUCAUUUAACCGAUUUUCAACAUCCCCUAACAUCAAACAAACAAUCCAUCUCAUCAUUAUCAUCUUCACCACCUCCAUCAGGUGAUAAUAUUGAAACAUUAAUUGCCAAGGCAACUAGAAGAAACACUAUAGUCUAUUCAACAACAGCUGAAAAUGAAGAUUUACAACAGUUAAUGAAUAUGUUUAAACCAUUCUUUAAAAGUGAUACCAUAAUAUCCAUGGAUACAAAUAAUACUCAAAUUGAUCAUCAUAUUCUAACCUUGAAUGACUAUUUAAACAAAUUUGAUCGUUGGAUUAAUAAAACUAAAAUGAUCAAUGAAUCAAUAAACAAAAGACGGGCAAAGUUCAAUUAUAUUCAUCUCAUCAAUGAACAGUUGAUUCAGUUGGAUAAUCAUUUAAGAGUCGUUUUCGAAAACUAUCCUUUGUAUACUUGUAAAGGAUUACCUAAUAAAGUCAUUACAGUUAUGGAACUUCUUGUAACUCAGGUAAGAUCUUUCAUGAUAUUUUGUUUCGGUAAUGGAGUUGCUCAAAUUACUUAA
This is a messenger RNA of Schistosoma rodhaini, 4450 nucleotides long. The record is from the annotation of a GenBank genome assembly. Lineage: Eukaryota; Metazoa; Platyhelminthes; Trematoda; Strigeidida; Schistosomatidae.